AUGUUGGCACAUUCCCUGGUACUUGUCGCCGGCCUGCUGGCUCGGUCGACUUGGUGCUUCACCUUCGGCACCAUGCCUCCUACGACAAGCCCACACGAUACUGUCUCACACUGUCUAGCCUGGGUGACCGCAAAGCCGUCGGAAAGUUGUGAAGAUAUGGCCAAGAAUAACCACAAUCCCUCCCUGCUGCGAAACUGCGCAGCUCUGGCUGGUUACUCGUACUGCGUAGAUAAGGAUUUAGGAGCUGGAAACGAAGAGACCCCUCGCCAAGAGCUUGUGGCCAGGGACGAUGCACAUGCAAGCCAAAUGGCUGAAGUCAUUGAUUAUCUAUUCCUGGAACCUACAAUAACUCCGUUGUUUGCAAUAACGGAGGACUGGACGGCGAAAUUCGUGCCGGUAUUCAACUCGCUAUCCUACGCAGACUUUGCAGAUUAUAUCCAAAGAUCUGCAGAAGGGUUACGGUACCGCAACACCAUGGGUAUUGCUAUGUUGAGAGAGUAUAUGGCUUGCAACCUGCAGAUGUUCAAUCAAAAGGUGGCUGAAUGGGUGAGAGGGGGCAGGAAGACUUUCACAUGCGUGUGCUACGGCACUGAUUGCUGCGAGGAGGGCGAGUGCUACGGCGCGAAGCUCAAACGUCUCGAGGAUCGUCUUGGGCUGGAUGGUGGCGAAAUCAUCGACCUCGAAUCUCGCGCGUCACAGAGAGACGUUUACCCUUGGAAAGCGAAAAGGGGUGCAGUUACCUAUUCCGGCUCGUACAAUUCCAUCAGCUGGCCGGGCCCAACACGAUUCAGUAACAGUAGUUGGAUCUGGCAACAUGUCUACGCACAAGACCUGGAGGACGACUGUAAAAUGACAUAUGUAAGGCAGUACACUUACCGGGAAAUAAAGGACCAUCUUGAACGCCGCAAUCCUAGUCUCAAACCGUACGAUUUCGUGCAAGUGGAACACUGGCUAGAAAAGAAUAUUUUUGCCAGGUUUACUGAGGAUGUCAUUUCACAGACAUUGCCAUCGGGAGAAGAAUUCAAAGCUGCAGCCGCAAUCCCACCGGAAUUUUUCACCACAUUUAUGAACACAAAUGUGCUCGAUCUUCUGCAUACGGAAACAGUCCCAGGUGCAGCGACGGAAGCCAUGCCGAAAAAACGCAUCAUGCAUACCCUUGGAUCGACUGCUUACUCGAAAAACUUUAUGCUUUUGCAAAGCAAUCUUAAUAACAUGAAACAAAGUAUUUUGAAAGGAAAUGACCCGGUGGCGGUAGACAAGAUGAAGGACACGAUGAUAGAUGAACCCAUCGAGUUUUUGACAGAUUUGCGCAGGGGUUUCGGUGUCAUCAGUUAUCUAAACGAUGCAACUGCUCUUAGCAAAGGCGAGAGAACGCUGAGGGCUGUACGCUGGGAAUGGUAUAAUUAUCAGAUACACUAUGGCAGUUCCAUUGGCCGUACUCCGGACGUUGUUGCAGCUUGGGACGAGUGGUACCUGGACCUUAUGCGUACCCGAAUGGCGACGUUGAAGAACUGGUUGUACGCCUGGGCUACCGACUGUGAAACUCAUUGGUCGGGAAGCACCGACGCAGUGGGCCUAGAGGUCCUUGAUAUUUGCGCCUUGCACCGCCGAGACGCCAAUGGGCUUGGCGGCUUUAAUUCCCUAGGCUAUCCUACAGGGACGCCUACACCAGCGUCCCAAGACACGAACGGAGACGAAGACGUAGAUACGGACGGAGACGAAGACAUGGACGGAGAUGACGCAAUAGACACAUCGUGA
Neoarthrinium moseri is the source of this 1758-nucleotide messenger RNA. RefSeq lists its product as uncharacterized. The transcript has 7 exons. The coding region runs from base 1 to 1758 and encodes 585 amino acids. Lineage: Eukaryota; Fungi; Ascomycota; Sordariomycetes; Amphisphaeriales; Apiosporaceae. The record is from RefSeq and is a predicted model, not a curated record.